Molecule: messenger RNA, 1611 nt
Organism: Lactuca saligna
Lineage: Eukaryota; Viridiplantae; Streptophyta; Magnoliopsida; Asterales; Asteraceae
Source: the annotation of a GenBank genome assembly
AUGGUGUUUCCACGAUGGUCUGACCAGGGUACUACUAACGCGAAGAUGAUGGAGGAUGUUUGGAGAACCGGGGUUAGGGUGAGGAAGAGGGAGAUAAAUGGAGUGGUGGAAGAAAAGGAGAUUGAGAGGUCCCGUUUGUUUACCAUAAGGCCUUUAAAGUGGAUCGUGCUUAAAAGGAAAACCGGUUACUUCUUUCGCUUUCCUGCCGCUCGAUCAUAUCAGAACCAUAAAAGCAUAAGGAACAAAAUGGGAAGGAGGGGAAUUCGGUUCAAGAAAGACCAUAUAAGCGAUCUGCCUCAAAGUAUUAUCGAAACCAUACUCACAAAGAUGCCAUUAAGAGAUGCUGUAAGAACAAGUAUAUUAUCUUCUAAAUGGAGAUACAAAUGGGCUACACUUACACACCUUGAGUUUGAUGAUAAAUGUGUGUCUGGGACUCAUAGUAAAUCACAUGCAAGGAGCAAUCUUGUAAACUUUAUCACACGUUUUCUUUUUCUUCACGAUGGUCCAAUUAAUGGGUUCGCUUUAUCUACCACUUAUCUACGAAGCUCCCCCAAUAUAGAUCAAUGGCUGCUUUUCUUAUCAAGAAAAGAUGUUAAAGAAUUGGUUCUUGAGUUUGGAAAGCGCAAGUUGUUUAGAGCACCUUCUUGUCUUUAUUCUUGUCAAAAACUGGUUCGUUUGAAGAUUGUUAAUUGGGAGUUGGCGCCUCCGUUAUCUUUUAAAGGGUUCCCUUUUUUGAAACACCUUAUUCUUAAACACGUUAGUAUUGCUCCAUAUGCUAUUGAGAAUCUUAUCUCGGGUUGCAUAAUUAUCUCUGGAGUAUACUCCAAAGCUAGUUGCUAUAUGUGUCAACCUGCUAUGAGCAAUAUAAUUUCAAGUUGUAAUUUUGACAAAUUUCUUGGUGGGGCAUUGUCACUUGAGAGGUUUAUUGGGCGCGAUUACUUUACGCUUUAUACGAGUAUAGGUAACACCAUCGGGAAAACACAAAUGAAGUACCAACAACUAAAGGUUAUUCAACUCUAUGAAGUAAGCUUUGAGAACAUUAAAGAAGUAACGGUGGUUGUUCGAUUCAUUUUAAAUGCACCUAAUCUUGAAGAACUUCAUAUUUCGGGUUCAUGGGAGUCAUUAUCAGCAACAGAAGCUCCAGAUUUGGAUUUCUGGGAGAAGGAAUGCCCCUCUGACUCCACAUUUGAAAGGCUUAAGAUUGUAAAGAUGACACACAUGAAUGGUUUUCGACACGAGAUUGGAUUGAUAGGGUUUUUGCUUGGGAGUUCACCGGUUCUUAAGACUAUGAGCAUCACUCCGGGUGUGUACAUGACUGAGGACAAAUCAAGCUUUUUGAUCGAGUUAUUGAGGUUUAAACGAGCAUCAACAGAAGCUGAAAUCAUAUUUGUUAAAGACGAGGUGUAAAUAUUGCAUAUAUAUGAAUUUCAUGCAUAUUCUGAAUUUCUGAUGCAAACACGAGAUCAAUGACUAAUUGGUAUAGGUUUAUAAACUUGGUGCUAAUGGUAUUAAGGUUAUGGAGACAACAAAUCAAAUGCUACCCAAAGGACUAUUUCGUUGGAUGGAAUUGAAUCACAAAAGAAUAGAAUUGGUCACAGUAAUAAAAAUGAG